UAUAAGAAGAUUUCUGUUGGAGUAAUGAGGAGGAUGGAUGGCUGCCUUAAACCUGUGAGAGGGAGGUCACUUCCCCUUAAUGUUGAACCUCAAUGGGCAUGUGAAGAACUGUUGGCUGCUGCCAUAAAAAAGCAGAAAGCCUUUAACCAGGACUUGGAAGAUGGUGCCCAUGUCUUGUUGUACCCUGAUGCGACGGUGAUAACAAAUAUCCCCGGAACGGACACCCCUUUCACAGUACAGAUGUACAAAGAGGCCAUUGGAAAGCCCUACCAACGAAUUACGUUGUACAUCUGUACUCUUGAAGCCGUUGAAAACAGUUGUUACACUGGAACAACCUCUUCAAGUGACGAGGACAGUGUGGUUGUUGCAAAGUUGCCAUCUGGAGACAGUCUUGCUGACACCGUGGUCAGUUUGGAUCUAUCGUGGCAUUUAUUCUUAAUUAAAGUGAAUUUAUUUUAUUUCAGUCAGUCAUUUGUGUGUUGUAUGCAGAUGUGGGACUUUCCAAAUGAACAGAGCACUCCCAGAAUGGACAACAGUUUGCCAGGACCUCUCAGGCACCCACAACCAGCGUCUGAUCGGGAUGGAGCACCGACCCCAUUCCAGGAAGAGGUCCAGUCUGCCCCGGGUCAGAACACCUUCUAUAGCAACUACACAACUGUGUAUGCACUUAUCAUUAUUGACAGCCAGUCUGAGCCAGAAGAGGAAACGGAGCAAACUGCAGAGGAAAUCACAGAAUACCUGACUGCGCCAGACAUUGUUGCAGAACUCUCUGCAAAAAUUAAAAAUACCUCUUGCAGCAGGUUCAAUAUUAAUAGAGCCAAUGUGUAGGAUGGAGCAAUCCGUGGCUUCAAAGGGGCCUCAUUCGACCCCUCUCAUCAGAUGCAGGUUAAGUUUACUGAUGAUGAGGGACAAACUGAGGAUGGAGUGGACACUGGUGGUCCCAAGCGUGAGUUCCUGACCCUCCUAAUGGAAUGCCUGAGAAUGAGAAGAAUAUUUGAUGGUCCACAGGACAGGAAAUUCCUCAAGUUCGACAAUGCAGCUGCAAAAGAUGACGAAUAAUUUCAUGCUGGGAGGAUGAUUGCAACUUCUAUAGUUCAAAAACACAAGGAGAAAAAGAAGAAAACAUCAUGUCAUGGCUCACUGUCUCAAAAUCUGAUUCUAAAUGUAUAAUGUUCUUUAUAAAGAUAUAACUAAUACACAAUUAUGAAUGUAUAAUAUAAGCUGUUUUGUGUAUUUAAUCAUGCGUUGGUCUACAAUUUAAUGAUGGCUUCUACAUAUUUCACAUAAACA
Molecule: messenger RNA, 1290 nt
Organism: Gymnodraco acuticeps
Lineage: Eukaryota; Metazoa; Chordata; Actinopteri; Perciformes; Bathydraconidae
Exons: 8
Coding region: 25-828 (267 amino acids)
Source: RefSeq, a predicted model, not a curated record